AUGGUGGUGAAAUUCAGAUCUGAAGACCUGAUGCAAGCAGCAAGAAUGGAUAUAGUAAACAGACAGGUCCGGCAUAGCUUGGUCCUCGUGUUCUUCCUAAUAACAAGUACAGAGAUACAGAUCACACAGAGAUACAGAUCACAUAGAGAUACAGGUCACAUAGUGAUACAGAUCACACAGAGAUACAGAUCACACAGAGAUACAGAUCACACAGCGGGACAGAUCACACAGAGAUACAGAUCACACAGCAGUACAGAUCACACAGCCGUACAGAUCACACAGCGGGACAGAUCACACAGCGGGACAGAUCACACAGCCGUACAGAUCACACAGCUGUACAGAUCACACAGCAGUACAGAUCACACAGCCGUACAGAUCACACAGCCAUACAGAUCACACAGCCAUACAGAUCACACAGCCAUACAGAUCACACAGCCAUACAGAUCACACAGCCAUACAGAUCACACAGCCGUACAGAUCACACAGCCGUACAGAUCACACAGCCGUACAGAUCACACAGCCGUACAGAUCACACAGCCGUACAGAUCACACAGCCGUACAGAUCACACAGCGGUACAGAUCACACAGCCGUACAGAUCAUACAGCCGUACAGAUCACACAGCCGUACAGAUCACACAGCCGUACAGAUCAUACAGCGGUACAGAUCACACAGCCGUACAGAUCACACAGCCGUACAGAUCACACAGCGCAUUUGAGACCCGUAAGCCAACGCUUGUUCGCCUUUCGGAUCACCUUAUGGGGGGUUACAAGAAGGACGUAAGACCAGUGCUGGACUGGAAGAAGACAACCACGGUGUAUAUUGACGUCAUGGUGUACGCUAUUCUGGGAGUAGAUGAGAAAAAUCAAGUCCUGACAACUUACAUCUGGUACAGACAGUUCUGGGUGGAUGAAUUUCUCACCUGGGAUCCAGCAAAGUUUGAGAAUGUGACUCAGAUUUCCAUCCCCACAGGAAACAUUUGGGUGCCAGAUAUCUUAAUAAAUGAAUUUGUAGAUGUUGGGAAAUCCCCAGAUAUCCCUUAUGUGUACGUCAACCAUGAGGGUAGAGUGCAGAACUACAAGCCCAUUCAAGUGGUGACAGCCUGCAGUCUUAACAUCUACAACUUUCCUUUUGACGUUCAGAACUGCUCCUUGACCUUCACGAGCUGGCUGCACACAAUUCAGGAUAUAAAUGUAUCCCUUUGGAGAACGCCAGAGGAAGUGAAAGAGGACAAAAGCCUCUUCAUGAACAAGGGCGAGUGGGAACUCCUUUACGUGUUAUCGCAGUACAGGACAUUCGUGGAGAAUGAAGACAGCUUUGCUGAGAUGAAAUUCCAUGUGGUGAUCAAAAGAAGGCCUCUUUUCUAUGCUGUAAAUCUGCUUCUUCCCAGUAUGUUUCUCAUGGUCAUGGAUAUCAUUGGCUUUUAUUUGCCCCCAGACAGCGGUGAGAGAGUUUCCUUCAAGAUCACCCUGUUACUGGGCUACUCCGUCUUCCUCAUCAUCGUAUCAGACACGUUACCUGCCACAGCCAUAGGGACCCCAUUAAUAGGUAAGUUCAAACCUUCUACCCUCCAUAUAAUCCCUUUCAUCAGAGCGUUGCGCAGACAUGUAUGUGUAUGCUGCGAACUCGGGUGCACAGGUGUAUAUUUUGUGGUGUGCAUGGCACUGCUUGUUAUCAGCUUGACCGAGACGAUCUUAAUAGUGCGACUCGUGCACAAGCAGGAUCUUCAGCCUCACGUUCCUGAGUGGGUGAAAAGACUGGUCCUUGAGAAGAUCACGGCGCUACUCUGCAUUCGAGACAAGAAUAGAUUUAGCGCUGAGGUUUGUCAGCAGAUGGAGAGCAAUAGUACAGCAAAACUGGCUCAUUACAACUCAGAAAAUUCCAAAAACUAUGAGAGGUCAAGUGGAGCGAUUGUGCCGCCGAAAGAGAGUGCAGUGAUAGUGGACAGUAUCCUUCAUGAGAUUGCAUCCAUACGGCACUACUUAGAGAAGAGAGAUGAGCAUCGCGACAUUGCUAAAGAAUGGUUGCAGGUCGGAUACGUCCUUGAUGUUCUCCUCUUCCGAGUGUAUUUAGUGGCGGUAUUGGCCUAUACGGUUACCAUGGCAACCUUGUGGUCCUAUUGGCAACAAGUCUGAUGUUUGGCAGAUCGCUGGUUAAUUGGACCAAACAAAGUAUUGUGCAGUUCUCCAUAAAGUCCAUUUAGUUCUUCAGAAAGAGAAACUCUAUGUUAAAUAUGUCUCUCUGCUUAUUGCCUUUAUAAAUGUGUCUUUAUACGCUGCUUUCUUAUUCAGCUACUACAAAGCUUCUAACUGUUCUGUAUUAUUUCCUACUGACACUUCCCGACACUGUUUACUAAAUCUAAAUACAGUCUAAAUCUGCUUCUGGCUAUGCGCUAAACCACCAGUAUGGCC
Messenger RNA from Bombina bombina (fire-bellied toad), 2409 nucleotides. Its product is annotated as 5-hydroxytryptamine receptor 3A-like. The record is from RefSeq and is a predicted model, not a curated record. Bases 1 to 2133 code for a protein of 710 amino acids. Lineage: Eukaryota; Metazoa; Chordata; Amphibia; Anura; Bombinatoridae. The transcript is spliced from 11 exons. Gene Ontology annotation, cellular component: neuron projection; postsynaptic membrane; synapse. Gene Ontology annotation, biological process: regulation of membrane potential; monoatomic ion transmembrane transport; signal transduction. Gene Ontology annotation, molecular function: neurotransmitter receptor activity; extracellular ligand-gated monoatomic ion channel activity; transmembrane signaling receptor activity.